UCGCGCCUAGUUUUCUGAUCUCUUCCGGAGCCUGGGUGACCGAGCCGUCCCCAGAGACCGCUCGGGGGUGUCAGAGGCCCUGAGAGCUGGGCUAUCUAGCAGAUUUCCAUCGGUAAGAGGCCCCCAGAAACGAGUGUGGUUUGUGGUUACAAGGCACGAUGGCUGCAAAAGUGGUUCCCAUUACCCCAAAGCCAAAACAAUCCUUUAUAUUGAGAGUGCCACAAGACUCCAAGUUGGGCCAAGAUCUACUUCGAGAUGCCACCGGUGGGCCCAAGACCAUCCAUCAGCUGGUGCUGGAGCACUUCCUCACCUUCUUUCCCAAGCCAAGCUUGGUCCAGCCCAAUCAGAAAGUCAAGGAGACCUUGGUUAUUAUGAAAGAUGUGAGCUCAAGCCUUCAAAACAGAGUGAAUCCUCGUCCCUUAGUGAAACUUCUGCCCAGAGAAGGAGUCCAGGAGAAACAGGAGACGGUGUCUCUGCGUUUGAAAGCUGGCCCUGAGGAGAUGAUGGUCUUUGAGGAUUUGAAUGUAUUUCACUCCCAAGAAGAAUGUGUGAGUCUGGAUCCUGCUCAACAACCCACCUCAGAGAAGAAGGAUGACAGUGAUGUUGGGGAGAUGAUGUUACUGGUCAAUGACAGUAAUCCCGAGGGUGAAGAUCUUCAAAAGGAACCUGUAGAGAGUAAAGAUUAUAGGGAAAACUCUUCAGAUUGUGAUGAAAUAGAUUGUUCCUUGGUUUCUCAGCAACCUCCAGAUAGCAAGGAAGAUGUAAGACUAAAUAUAUCUAUCCCACAGAAAAAGCAAGUGAGAAAUCUGUUGGUUACCAUUGAAAAUGAUAAUCCCCUAGAGGACCUCUCAAAAUACGUGGACAUCAGUGUUAUUGGACUUACUCAAAAUCGGAGAACAAGGAGAUGGUACACCUGUCCACAGUGUGGGAAACAGUUUAAUGAAAGUUCUUACCUUAUUUCCCACCAGAGGACUCACACUGGAGAAAAGCCCUAUGACUGUAGUCAUUGUGGGAAAAGCUUCAAUCAUAAAACAAAUCUCAAUAAACACGAGCGAAUCCAUACAGGAGAGAAACCCUACUCCUGUUCUCAGUGUGGGAAAAACUUCCGUCAAAAUUCUCAUCGGAGUCGCCAUGAAGGAAUUCAUAUAAAAGAGAAGAUAUUUAAGUGUCCAGAAUGUGGGAAAACCUUUCCAAAGAACGAAGAAUUUUUGCUUCAUCUACAGAGUCAUGAAGCUGAGAGGCCAUAUAGUUGCAAAAAAUGUGGGAGAAGAUUUGGUCGGCUGUCAAACUGCACUCGGCAUGAGAAAACCCACUCAGCAUGUAAGACCCGAAAGCAGAAAUAAUAUUGGGAAAGGUAUGAUGACGUUGUCUCAGCCUGAAAAGUUUCAUAAGGGAUUCUGAAUUCCCAAGCUGCCUGAAAAGAUACAGAUAUAUGAAAACCUCAUUAUAGCCAAAGUUGGAUAAAUACCCAUCUUGGCUAAAACCUCAAAUUGUUAGACAAUUCAUAGGGAAGGAAACAUUUCCAAGGACUAUACCUCAGUUAGCAUCCAAGCUUUUUGGACUAAGGAGCUUUCUUUUAUGAAGUUGUACGACAGUGUAGAGAUCACAGAUCCUUUUCCCGGCAAAGACUUUGCAUAUGAAUCCAGAGGCUGCUUACUUGCAAAGUCUUCAAUGUCUUUUGAAGGUAUAUUCAUUUUCCCCUACAUGGGAAUUUAUACUUGAGAAAUAAUGCAAAUCUCCUUAUCUGGAACUUUGUUCUGCAAACUACUGAUUUAAGCCAACAGCUUUUAAUAGCAAUUCACAUAGUCCUCUAAAAACACCUGUUUAAGCCCUGAAUAUUGAAAGGAAUUGUUUACUUUGGAAUAUUGGAAAACUACAGCAAUUGAAUGUCACACACUCUCCUUUGUAUGUGAUUUUAACUAACAGUUUCUAUAACAUUUGCAGUUUGUGGUAAAAUUGACUGUUUUAUAGAAAUCCUUUUCACACCAUAAUUUAAAAAUACUGUUCUUACUGUAUUUUGUUCAGCUGUUGAUCUCUCCCGCAGCUAGUCUUAUGCCUCUCCCUUGCCAAAAGAAGUAUGUAUUGCUCAGGCUGGGCCAUCCAGCUCCAAUAUUAGGAAAGCUCUUCAGAAUCGUGUCCCUCUGUUGAGUUCCAAUCUUACGUUAGGAAAGAAAUCCCAAGAGACUGGAGAGGAGGAACAAACCUAGAGCCAGAAAAAAACUGUCAUGAGUUUCAUGUCUAGUCAGUAACUUUACCAUAUGCUUAGGUGCCCUCUACAUAUUCAUCACUACCUCACAAGGCAAAGUGUUUUAUAUUUAGAAAUGAUGUCUUUAGUGGUUAGUCCACAUUGCCCCUCAAGAGACAGGCUUCCAAGUGUCCUCGCUGUAGUAGAUACAUUUGGUUUUUUGAGUCAGUCUCUGUCACCCAGGCUGGAGUGCAGUGG
Carlito syrichta (Philippine tarsier) is the source of this 2443-nucleotide messenger RNA. It is a transcript of the gene ZNF200, whose product is annotated as zinc finger protein 200. The record is from RefSeq and is a predicted model, not a curated record. The coding region runs from base 159 to 1343 and encodes 394 amino acids. The transcript is spliced from 5 exons. NCBI's taxonomy places the organism in Eukaryota, Metazoa, Chordata, Mammalia, Primates, Tarsiidae.